This is a messenger RNA of Wyeomyia smithii (pitcher-plant mosquito), 689 nucleotides long. Its product is annotated as zinc finger HIT domain-containing protein 1. The record is from RefSeq and is a predicted model, not a curated record. Lineage: Eukaryota; Metazoa; Arthropoda; Insecta; Diptera; Culicidae. Gene Ontology annotation, cellular component: Swr1 complex. Gene Ontology annotation, biological process: chromatin remodeling. Gene Ontology annotation, molecular function: nucleosome binding. Bases 1 to 474 code for a protein of 157 amino acids. The transcript has a single exon.
AUGACAUCCCGCGAGUCAGGCAGAAUCCGCGAAGCGGACAAGAAACGUGUUUUGGACGAUGCUUCCAGGAAACGUCGUGCUCGGAAAGCACUGGAGGCCCUCGAGCAGGACAACUACCAUGAAGACCCACAUGCAGAUUUGGUUAUGUCGAAGAAAAUCCCUAAAUUCCAGGACAACCUGGACAACUCUAACAAUACGAAGAAAAAAACGAAACGCAGCAAAGGUGCCGAAUAUUAUCGGGCCAAGUACAGGAAAACUUUCCCCCAGCUGUUGGAGGAAGACAAAAUGCAACGACCGGAUGGGCCUAAUUAUUUCACGGCUGCCGCACCACCAUCGAAGUUUCCCGAGCGACAUUUCUGUGCCGUUUGUGGCUUUCCAUCGAGCUAUACUUGCACUGCGUGCGGUACCCGGUAUUGCUGUGUACGCUGUCUCGGGACCCAUCAGGAUACACGUUGCCUCAAGUGGACCGCUUAGGAUGUGAUCUAGCCUUUGAAGUUAUGAGGAUGUAUUUAUUCUGAAUAAGAUUAUAAGUUGUGUAGAUACUCUAUUUGUUUGAAUUCAUUCGAAGUCACUACUGAAGGCUUGUCAGAUAUUAAAACAACCACUUGAUAUUUCCCGAUAAUUUAUUUCUUUAAUAACGCAUUAUCGAUUACAAAUAAACUACUAGUACAAAAUUUAACUAAACGUAA